This is a messenger RNA of Sphaerodactylus townsendi, 2574 nucleotides long. It is a transcript of the gene ADGRG1, whose product is annotated as adhesion G protein-coupled receptor G1. The transcript is spliced from 14 exons. The record is from RefSeq and is a predicted model, not a curated record. Gene Ontology annotation, cellular component: membrane. Gene Ontology annotation, biological process: adenylate cyclase-activating G protein-coupled receptor signaling pathway; cell surface receptor signaling pathway. Lineage: Eukaryota; Metazoa; Chordata; Lepidosauria; Squamata; Sphaerodactylidae. The coding region runs from base 326 to 2374 and encodes 682 amino acids. Gene Ontology annotation, molecular function: G protein-coupled receptor activity; heparin binding.
ACGCCGGGAAAGGACAGGCGCCCGCCCCAUCCCCGGAGCCAGUCGCAGCAGGGGGGCUGCAGAGGUCGCUGGCGCCGCCUAAGAGGCGUGGUGCUCGCCGAGUCGGAGCAGGGAGCGGAGCGGACGCCCUGCCGCGCCUCCAUAGUGUCCGAAGCGGGCGCCGGAUUGGGAAUUCGGAUCGGGAAUUCGGAUCGAGGCGCCUCCUGCUUCCACCGAAAAGCGGCCUCUUUGCCAACUGAGUGGGACAUUCAUGACGCUGCACCAGCAAGCUUGGGGGUGUCCCCGUCCUUUAUAGACGUUGGUUGCCAAGGAAAUCCCUUCCAGGAUGGACCCCAUGAGCCAGCUAUCUAGAACGGUUCUCUUCCUGAUGUCUUUACUUGUUCAGCUCCAAGGUAUUCAAAUGCCCAAGGAACAGGAUGAAGAUUUCCGAUUUUGUGCCACAAGAAACCAAACUCAGAAAAGUUCUGUCUAUUAUCAAAAGCAUGGAGACUCUAUCACCAUUGUCAACCGUGCUGAUGGACUGCAUAUAACUGCACCCUUCCUUCCAGAAUACAGAAACAUUUCUUUGCAAGAUCAUAAUGGACCUUACCGUUUCUGUGUUUAUGGGCACCAGGGAGCCGGUCUUUUCAUACUGCAGUAUGGGAACGUCAGCUACAACUUGAGUACAGAGGCCAGUGGUUUCCUCUGCUCUUUCAGGGCAGGAAAUCCCAGUCACGGUGGCACCUCUGUUCUUCAUAGCGUCUCCUAUGCCUUUAACAAGGGAUCCUACAACCAGUCCCUUCCAGAUUCCUCUGCCUACCAGAUCGACUUCCAUGGUCACAAAAGUUUUGACCAAAGAAACUCUCUCCAAGUAUGUGAAGUGGAAAAAGAAUUUGGAGAUUUAGCAGGUGCCCUGGAAAAUCCUAAAUAUGGCAGGAGAAACAAUUCUGGAAUCUUCUAUAAGUCUUUGCAGCGUUUGGAUACAUAUUUGGGGAAAAUGGACUUCAAGGAAGAAAGCAGGUUUUUGGGGAAGGGCCGAAUGCUGCGUGCAAAGGUCUGGAAUGUCAAACCUUCUCAGAACCUGUUCAUCCAGUCUACGUUAGAGGAAAACAAAGAGCUCCAUGGGAUUGAUGUGACUAUGCCGAGCAUCCUCUUUUCCCCGCCCAAAGGCCGUGCGCAAACCAAGUCAAAGGUAGUCUUGAUGGAAGUCAGCAGCCAGACUCUCUUCCAGCCCAGCCAAAAUACCAGCUGGAUCCUGGGCGGAAAGGUGUUUGGCAUCUCUCUGCCAGACAAACAAGUCUCUGGUUUGCCCAAGGAGCAGCGAGUGACACUCACUUUUUGGCAUAACCAGCUUACUAUGAAAAAUGCAACCCUAUCGUGUGUGUUCUGGGAUACAAGCUCUAGUGCUAGCCAAACCGGCUUCUGGAACAUGUCUGGCUCCGAAGUGAAACCAGGAAAGAAUCACACAACCUGCCUUUGGGACCAUCUCACUUUCUUUGCAGUGCUGAUGACAUCUUCUUCAGAACUCGACUACGUUCACAAGGAGUCCCUGACCAUGAUUACCUAUUUUGGCUGUGUCAUUUCUGCUCUGGCAUCCUUCUUCACAGUCUGCUUUUACCUUUGCUCCAGGAAAAAUGAGAGGGACAGUAUCGUCCGUAUCCACAUGAAUCUCCUCUGGGCCAUCUUCCUCCUUGACGUCAGCUUCCUCAUCGCUGUGCCCCUGUCCUCUACCGACAACGACGUAGCUUGUAAGGCGGGCGCCAUGUUCCUGCACUUCGGCCUUCUCGCCUGUCUGACCUGGAUGGGGAUUGAGGGCUACAGCCUCUACCGAUGCGUGAUUGAAGUCUUCAGUUUCUCUUCGGGAAACUUCCUUUUCAAGCUGUGCCUGCUGGGCUGGGGGCUCCCUAUAUUCCUUGUGGCUGUGGUCUUUGUGGCCGAUCCCUCAAGCUACGGACCAUACUUGAUUAAUGUGUACAAGACUUCAGACAGCUACACCAAUGCAACCAUCUGUUGGAUAACAAAAAAGGACAUCAACAGCAUCCUGAACUUGGGAUUUCUCAGUUUGGUGCUCCUCUUCAAUAGCAUCAUGCUGGCAGCUAUGGUGCGAGUGAUCUUCAGGCUAAAGCAACAGAACGACCACCAGUGGCAAUACGCAGUCAUGCUCCUGGGGCUGAGUUUUGUCCUUGGCAUCCCGUGGGGGCUGGCCUUUUUCUCAUUCACUUUUGGAAGCUUCAAGCUUGCGGCCCUCUACCUCUUCACCAUCAUCAACUCCUUCCAAGGGUUCCUCAUCUUCCUUUGGUACCUGGCAAAAAUGGUGCAGGCUCGCCGGUCUAGCUCAGCUCCGUUCUCAUCUUCUAACAGCGUAAAGCUUCAUUCCAGCAGCAGCGUGUUGUGACCUAGCGGGGAUUUGUUGAUCUUGAGGUUGUGCGCUGGAACCCCGCAGAAGAGGCCUGUAUGUAUGUAUUAUAGUGUGUAAGGAGUAGGGCGGGCACUUGCAUCCUGAAAUAAUAUAUUCGUGGUGUCUUUGUGGUAAAGAUGCAUGCCUUUUUUCUUUUUUUUGUAAAUGGUGUGUAUAAAGUUUUUAAAUGCUUCAAA